CCGCGCGCGAGCCAAACGUAACCGAGGUCUCGUGGCGAAAUUCCCAAGAACUGACUCCCUCACCCGAAGAAUACGGGGGCGAGAGGGGGAGGGGUCGUACAACAAUACAAGUACCGCAACCUCUCCUCUCCUCCCUGAUGGAAUGCGCAGACGUUGCGAAAAACAUCUUUUUUUUUCUCUCUCUCUCUCUCUCUCUCUCCGCCGUGUCAGUUUACGCAUUUUUAUGUUUUAGGGGCCAAAGGAAGGAACGCGUACCGCGUGUUUGCGGGAGAGGAGACUCAUGUGCUUGAAGCUUCCGCACCGCAAGUGGCAAACAAGACGUCGGCGGUGACAAAGGAUCCUUUGGGACUGCGAUGCAUUGUGACGGGUCAUUUCGUGUAACAUUUUGUAUGAGAUACGACGAAGGGGACAUUUCUUGUUUUAGACAGGAAAAGUGGUUUGGUAUUUUUACAGCUAAGGGACCGGGUGAUGUGCUGUUAAAGCGAAGGGUGAGCAGCGCUAUGGCUCAGGCUGCGCUGUGACCGCUCUGCGCGCUCCCGCGGGAUGGUCGAGACGUUGAGCAUCGCCGUGAUCGGCGCUCCGGGUGUCGGCAAAACUUCCAUAAUCCGUCAGUUUAUUUAUAAUGACUUCUCAGAGGUCUACACUCCCACCAGGUCCAGGUACGUGUACCGGCCCUCGGUCAUUCUCAACGGUCACAUGUACGACCUGAAGAUUUUGGAUGUCCCGCCAAUUUCGUCUUUCCCCGCCAGCACGAGCCAGGUGCAGUUAUGCUUGACACUGGAUCAGGCGGGAAAAUGUGGACUUUCCAAAUGCUCCUUCCCCACAGAGUGGAUGGACCUGCGCUGCCGAGGGGUUCGCAAUGCCAAUGCCUACAUCUUGGUCUAUGACAUCUGCUGCGUGGAGAGCUUUGAGUACGUCAAGAUGAUACGGCAGCAGAUCAUGGAGCACCGCGCUGCUUCGUGGUACCAUGUAACGAUGAGCUGCCCUUCACAUCAGGAGGCCAGUCGUUUUCAUGCAGCCCAGGAUGUGUGUGGGAUGUUUGUCCGGGAAGGGAGUGGCAACGAGGUGACCAUCCUGGUGGUGGGCAGCAAGCGGGACCUUCAGCGACAGCGCUUCACCCCGCGGAGGGCCGUGUCUGUGCUGGUCAAGAAGACGUGGAAGUGUGGCUACGUGGAAUGCUCAGCCAAGUACAACUGGCACGUGGUCCUGCUCUUCAAGGAGCUGCUCGGCAUCGCUGUGGCCCGUGGCCUGCGCCACAACCACGCCUCCAUCCGCCUGCAGGGGGCGCUGCAGCGCAACCGCUGCUCCAUCAUGUGACCUCAGGCCCCUCCCCUGUUGCUUACAGGACCGUGUGAUGCUCUGCUUCUGGACCCCGUCAAUCAGAAUGGCUGGAAAACACCUAGAGGCCUCACUGUAUUUAUGCUGUAUUUUGACUGUCUUUCAGGAUUGGUGCGUUGAGCCCCUUUGAACAGUGUCACGCACUUAAGAACCGCUGGACCUCGGCAACCUGUGAAAUCUCUUGUUUGGCAGCAUCUCAGAGAGAGUGCGUCACUUCCUCUUCCUGCUGCUCAUUUUGUGUCAGGGAGCCACGAGCAUAAUGGGUACAUAGGGAGCCACACCAGCGUCCCACCGCAGGUGUCCAGCCCUUACCUUUCUGCUGCAGAUUGCCUACACAAAACACACACCUGGUAGCAUCAGGUGUGGCACCUAUGCUGGGCUUUGUUCAGACUAGUUGCUAGGCAGCAGCUGCUGGGAAGCUGAGACUUUCAAAAUGGGGUUUGAGUGGGAAUACAUGCUGGAGGAAACAUCAAAAAGAAACACUGCUAAAAUAGUGCAUGCUUCUUGUGGGAGAUCCCUAGUCCUCUUUCCUUUUUGUCUGUAGGUUUUGUACACUUUCUGCUUCUUUUGUUCCACAUUACAUGAGCAUUACUUUUGGAAUUGUGGCCCUAUGAGGCCUUAUUAUGCCGAGGAAACAUUUCAGGUUUUCUCCUAGCUGAUGCUCAUCCGGUCAAUUGCUCUUGUGUUUCACUGAAGUCUUCCUUGUGCAACAAAAUAAGACCCAGACACAGGGUCAGAGAAACAGGUAAGGAGUCUGUGGAAACAGGAAGAAGGUGCACUUCCACCUGGAUCCAGACUGGCUGCUCAGCGCUCAGCCAGAUGAGGUCUGUGAGCGGAAAGCUCGAUGUAGUGGACAGCAGGAGGGACAUGAUGUU
This is a messenger RNA of Scleropages formosus (Asian bonytongue), 2213 nucleotides long. It is a transcript of the gene rasl10a, whose product is annotated as RAS-like, family 10, member A. The record is from RefSeq and is a predicted model, not a curated record. The coding region runs from base 544 to 1317 and encodes 257 amino acids. Lineage: Eukaryota; Metazoa; Chordata; Actinopteri; Osteoglossiformes; Osteoglossidae. The transcript has 5 exons. Gene Ontology annotation, molecular function: GTP binding; GTPase activity.